Molecule: messenger RNA, 447 nt
Organism: Drosophila hydei
Lineage: Eukaryota; Metazoa; Arthropoda; Insecta; Diptera; Drosophilidae
Product: probable salivary secreted peptide
Exons: 2
Coding region: 34-399 (121 amino acids)
Source: RefSeq, a predicted model, not a curated record
ACGUAAACGUGAUAAUUAAUUGUGCACAACAGCAUGAAAGUCGUUUGCUUAGCAUUGUUGGUGCUAUUCGCGCUGGUUGCUGUCGGCCGGGCCGCGGGCACAAAUCAGAGUCAUAGCAUUACGUGGGGCAGUCGUGUCUUCCGGGACAUGCAUCUGGAGCGAGUCAUUAUCUCAGAGAAAUCGAAAUUCUUACGCAUUGUCACGCGCACCUAUAAAUUCGAACAAGUUGGCACUCAGCGUCUCAUCACGCAAAUUGUGAUCACCGAUCAGAUCAAGAAUGGCAACGGCGGCUAUGCUCGACUCGAGGCUGGCGGACCCAAUGCCAACUUUGCCAAAAUCUACUUUAAGAGUCAGCGCAACAAGGAAUUCAGCUUCAUUGUCGAUAUUUAUGGCAUUUAAAUUAUAAUUAAUUUUGUCAGUAGUUAAAACAAUGCUGAUUAAUUACAA